ACACCACCGAGAUCCCUGUACAGGAGCCACCAUGCAGUGCUUCACCUUCCUUAAGACCAUGAUGAUCCUCUUCAAUUUGCUCAUCUUUCUGUGUGGUGUGGUCUUGCUGACUGUGGGCAUCUGGGUAUCGGUGGAUGGAUCCUCCUUCCUGAAGAUCUUUGAGCCACUGUCAUCCCAUACCAUGCAGUUUGUCAAUGUGAGCUACUUCCUCAUGGCAGCUGGUGCUGUGCUCCUUGCUCUCAGGUUCUGGGGCUGCUACGGUGCUCAGACGGAGGGCAAAUGUGUCCUCAUGAUGUUCUUCUCCAUCCUCCUCCUCCUCAUCACCUUCAUUGCUGAAGUCGCAGCUGCUGUGGUCACCUUCGUCUACACCACAAUGACUGAGGAAUUCCUGACAUUGCUGGUAGUGCCUGCCAUCAAGAAAGACUGUGGUCAGCAGUCGGACUUGUCCCAAGUGUGAAAUACCACCAUGGAAGGGCUCAAGUGCUGUGGCAUCAAAUACUACAUGGACUUCACAGACUCUCUCUACUUCAAAGAAUACCAUGUCUUUCCCCCUUACUGUUGCAAGGGCAACAACACAGCCAGUGUGCCCUGCACCAGGGAGAAGGCCGAGACCGAUCACGUGGAGGGUUGUUUCAAACAGCUUCUUCAUGACAUCAGAAACAAGGCGGUCACCAUGGCUGGUGUGGCGGCUGGAAUUGGGGGCCUGGAGCUGGCUGCCAUGAUCGUGUCCAUAUAUCUGUACUGCAAUAUGGACCAAGCCUGCUUCUGCUGCCGUCUCGUGGUCACUGGAAAGAGGCCCUCUGGCACUGCCAAGCAAGGGUGGGGCCAGACCUAA
Molecule: messenger RNA, 835 nt
Organism: Echinops telfairi (small Madagascar hedgehog)
Lineage: Eukaryota; Metazoa; Chordata; Mammalia; Afrosoricida; Tenrecidae
Product: tetraspanin-1-like
Exons: 1
Cellular component (GO): membrane
Source: RefSeq, a predicted model, not a curated record